AUGACACGUCUUCUCGAUGCAAGCUUUGUGCUUCUGCCCGCCAUCGCGUCAGCGUUGUUCGGAACCGCUUCUGCGCAAAAUGCGACAUGCGCGACCAAGGGGAAGCCAGCAGGCAAGGUUCUUCAGGGCUACUGGGAAAACUGGGAUGGAGCAAGCAACGGUGUUCAUCCUCCAUUUGGUUGGACGCCCAUCGAGAAUCCCCAGAUUCAACAACACGGCUACAACGUGAUCAAUGCCGCUUUCCCGGUUAUUCUUCCUGAUGGAACAGCCCUUUGGCAGGACGGCAUGGAUGCCACUGUGAAAGUUGCAACGCCAGCCGAGAUGUGUCAGGCAAAGGCAGCUGGCGCCACCAUACUCAUGUCGAUCGGUGGAGCGACGGCCGCCAUUGACCUUAGCUCAAGUGCUGUCGCCGAUAAGUUUAUCUCGACUAUCGUUCCGAUCCUUAAGCAGUAUAACUUUGACGGUAUCGACAUUGAUAUCGAGACGGGCUUGACCGGCAGCGGCAGUGUUGGAACACUGUCCACAUCACAGGCCAAUCUGAUCCGUAUCAUUGACGGGAUUCUCGCGCAGAUGCCUUCCAACUUUGGCUUGACCAUGGCGCCAGAAACGGCGUACGUGACAGGGGGCAGCAUUACAUAUGGAUCCAUUUGGGGCUCCUAUCUACCUAUCAUCAAGAAAUACGUCGACAACGGCCGCUUGUGGUGGCUGAACAUGCAGUAUUACAACGGCGACAUGUAUGGGUGCGCCGGCGACUCAUACGCGGCCGGCACAGUCGCGGGCUUCAUUGCUCAAACAGACUGCUUGAACAACGGCCUUACCAUCCAAGGAACUACUUUCAAGGUUCCGUACAGCAUGCAAGUCCCCGGUCUGCCUGCUCAGUCUGGUGCUGGCGGCGGUUACAUGAGCCCAAGCUUAGUAGGACAGGCUUGGGAUCACUAUAAUGGGGCCCUGAAGGGCUUGAUGACGUGGUCUAUCAACUGGGACGGGUCGAAGAACUGGACAUUCGGUGACAACUUGAACGGCAGGAUCUAA
This is a messenger RNA of Trichoderma reesei QM6a, 1032 nucleotides long. It is a transcript of the gene chi18-15, whose product is annotated as glycoside hydrolase family 18, chitinase. NCBI's taxonomy places the organism in Eukaryota, Fungi, Ascomycota, Sordariomycetes, Hypocreales, Hypocreaceae. Gene Ontology annotation, molecular function: chitin binding; hydrolase activity, hydrolyzing O-glycosyl compounds. The transcript has a single exon. The coding region runs from base 1 to 1032 and encodes 343 amino acids. Gene Ontology annotation, biological process: carbohydrate metabolic process. The record is from RefSeq and is a predicted model, not a curated record.